AUGGGCUUUGAAUUACAUGAACAAGAAGAAAAGCCUUGUCCACCUGUUGUGACUUUAACAGUCUCUCGAAUAGUUAGCACUUUGUCCAACAAAACCUCGUCACUCGUUAAAAACUUCUCACAUUUUUUUAAGGAAUCUCCUCCUUACCAUCCUUUAAUCAUUUCAUGUUUAGUCCCUAACUCAAACAGUUUAUUCUUUUUUUCAACAACUAAACAUAAAAUAUUUGGUGGAUCUGUAGGCUCUUUGUCGACUUUUGGAAUAGCCAUUACCACACAAUUGUCAACUGGAUGUCAGGAUCAUACAUUAUCUGUAUAUUACUAUGUAUCUGUUCAAUCAUAUUCAAUUAUUUGA
Messenger RNA from Macrosiphum euphorbiae (potato aphid), 351 nucleotides. NCBI's taxonomy places the organism in Eukaryota, Metazoa, Arthropoda, Insecta, Hemiptera, Aphididae. The record is from the annotation of a GenBank genome assembly.